Molecule: messenger RNA, 1197 nt
Organism: Musa acuminata AAA Group (dessert banana)
Lineage: Eukaryota; Viridiplantae; Streptophyta; Magnoliopsida; Zingiberales; Musaceae
Product: transcription factor bHLH84-like
Exons: 5
Coding region: 154-1068 (304 amino acids)
Biological process (GO): regulation of transcription by RNA polymerase II
Cellular component (GO): nucleus
Molecular function (GO): RNA polymerase II cis-regulatory region sequence-specific DNA binding; protein dimerization activity; DNA-binding transcription factor activity, RNA polymerase II-specific
Source: RefSeq, a predicted model, not a curated record
UCUUGGAUGAGCCACCAUGUUUACACCUCUCUCUGAGUUGGAUCAUGAAUUAAUUAUUUGCAAGUGAUGCUGAAAGAGAGUUGGAAGCAAUUCUAGGCUUUCAGCAUCAGCAUAAAUAGAUUUCGGACUUUGCCGUGGAGGCUGCAGGUUGCAAUGGCUCAGGAGUCAACUUGGAGCUCGUUUGAUGCUACAAUGCUUGCUGAGGAGGAGUCCCGAAUGAUCGCACAAUUGCUCAGCAACUACCAGUGUUUUGGCGAGCCAGAUCGAGAUGUUGGAUGCUGUGAACUCCCGCCAUCGUCUUGUUGUUCUUCUCAUGCAGCUGAUUCAUGUUGCUGUUGGUCAGCAAAUGAGACCAGCAACCCCAGUUUGUGCUACUGGUCUCAGAGUGGAGAUGAAUCCGAUGGAGCACAUGCAAUCGGCACUGUGCCGGUCUUCACGAACCAUUGCUUGGUGGGAGAUCAAGUCGCUGUGAAUCAAACUUUGAGCAUGCACGAACCUACUGCUGCUCAUGCAGAGAUGCCAAAGCGCAAGAGAGAGUCUCAUGCUUCUGAAGGUGAUUUCCGUCGUCAAAGUUCUAAGAAAAAGCUUCAGGCUCCGACGAAUGUGCAGGCUCUGAAGAACGUGAAGAAGGCACGACCUGGGAGGAACCAGAAGAGCAUUGUGUGUGGUGACGAGGAAGAGAACAAUGCUAGGAGCAGUGGCCGGAGUUGCUGCAGCCACAGCUCUGAGGAAGACUCACAAGCUUUCCAGGCUGAUCUUAAUGCGAAAACACGAUCGAAUCGAUGGCCGGCCACGGAUCCUCAAAGCCUCUAUGCAAGGCAAAGAAGGGAAAGAAUCAAUGCUAGAUUGAGGACAUUGCAGAACCUGGUGCCUAAUGGAACUAAAGUUGACAUUAGCACAAUGCUCGAAGAAGCUGUUCGUUACGUCAAGUUCUUGCAGCUGCAGAUAAAGCUUUUGAGCUCGGAUGAGCUGUGGAUGUACGCUCCUGUUGUCCACGGCGGGAUGAUUGAUGGCCGAGUCAACUCAGAGAUAUUUGUGUCUGCAAAUACUUGUAAUGAGUGGUUCUGAGUCAAUGCAGUAAAUAAUUUGAACUCUGGUUAAUAAGCAACAUCACUGUCCUUUUGAUGAGCUUGUUGUACAUGAAGUCUCACACACCAGAAGACUGAAGUCAACUUAGUAUCUUUCCGUUGUGUCGUG